CUCCAGCCGGCCACCUUAUCCGUACCACUAUGUGUUCCUGCGUGAGAGAAGCCGACUCUUGUUUACAGCAGAGAUUCCACGGAGGAGCGGAGACCCGCAGCCUGCGUUGACCGUGGGACUUCACUCGCUGGAUUUACGCGCAACGGGACUUUUCGGCGUUCUCUCGUUUUUUGGACCCUGUCUGAGGAUAAAAGGCUGAAGCGUUUCAAAGGCAACUCCUCGGGACAUGUCCUCCCUCGCACUCCGAGCCGAGGUCGUCUAGCAGGAGCGAGCAAGGAGCGAGCAGGAGACCCAUUCUCCUCCUGCGUGGCACAAGUCUGGUAUUUUUCUGUCAGCUGCGAAUCCCUGACUGGCGGCGCAGCGAGGUCCGAGGGGUUUUGUUUUCUGGACUGGCCUGGUUGUGGAUCGAGAUCCCGUGCUGCCUGAAUGGCAUAGGCUAGGAUAAUAACAAAUCAAAUAGAAAUAGAAGGGGUUUUCAUUCAUUUCCCCCCCAGCCUCGCAGCCACCACCCCUCUGGAUCUGGACGUUAUUUUCUGCCGCCACCCUAACCUCUCUCUCUCUCUCUCUCUCUCUCUCUCUCCCCCUCUCCACCCUUCCUCACCAUUCUCCCUGGGCUAACUCACCAUGUUCUGUGGACGCUGCUGGCGAUAAAAAUAAACCCUUCACAUUAUCUUUGACACAUAUAUUCAUUUCGUUUGUUUACCGCCAGGCCCCGGAUCGCACCGUGUAACGCGCACUCGCUGUUUUCAAGAGAUGGAGACUGAAGAUGGGGAUUACCAUCAUUUAUCCAGUCAAAUCACUGGCAUGUGUGCCACACCAGCAUCCAAGUAUCCUGUGAUUGGCAAAAACAGGAGGCUCUUUUAAUAUAUUUAUAGUUUUUCUUUUUUUUUUUGCUCUCCAUGGGAGCUCUAUAACAAUUCCUACACAUUCAUUUCGAUUUAAAAAAAAAAAAAUAUAUAUAUUCUAGAUCAAAUCCUGGUAGACAAGCAACCACGCUUUUGCAUGCUACCAUAGAGAAGCCACCUGGGCUACACACACACACACGCAUACAUUUAUUUUUCUCAGUUUAAAAAUCGUAUUAAAGCUCUAUUUUUCCCAGAGGAUUUUUAUUUUUUAAAAUUCCGCUUUGGUCCCUUUUGCCUUAUUUUGUAUUUCUGAGAGGAGAAUAAUGUUGAGGACCAUGAGAUCUGACUCACUGAUGGGUAGCACGACCUUGUUUUGGAGUCUGAUGCUGUCUGUCUCCACUGUCUGCAUAUGGCCCACGUAUGGAGAGAUUUGUGGUCCGAGUAUCGACAUCCGAAAUGACAUCAGUGAGUUCAAGCGGCUGGAGAACUGCACGGUGGUGGAGGGCUACCUGCAGAUCCUCCUCAUCAACGACAAGACCAACAACAUCCAUCCAGAGGCUUUCAGCUCCCUCAGCUUCCCCAAGCUGACCGUCAUCACGGACUACCUGCUGCUGUUUCGCGUCUCUGGCCUGGACAGCCUCAGCAUGCUCUUCCCAAAUCUGAGCGUCAUCCGUGGGCGCCAGCUCUUUUACAACUACGCCCUCGUGAUCUAUGAGAUGACCAGCCUGAAGGACAUUGGCCUGUACAACCUGAGGAACAUCACCCGGGGAGCCUUGAGGAUUGAGAAGAACCCGGAGCUCUGCUACCUUGACUCGGUGGACUGGUCUCUCAUUAUGUAUUCGGAGUUCAACAACAUUAUCAAUGGAAAUAAGAAGGCUAAGGAGUGCGACAAUGUCUGUCCAGGAAUCAUGGAGGAUAACCCACUUUGUCAGAGGACGUCGUUCAAUGACAACUACGACUACCGCUGCUGGACCUCUUACCAGUGCCAGAAAGUUUGCCCAGAACACUGCAAGCACGCCUGCACCGACAAGGGGGAGUGUUGCCACAGCCAGUGCCUGGGCAGCUGCACCGAACCCAACAACGACAUGGCCUGUUCCGCCUGCCUCCACUACUUCCACGAGGACCGCUGCGUGCCAGACUGCCCCCCGGGCACUUACAAGUUCGAGGGCUGGCGCUGCAUCACCAUGGACCUGUGCUCUCAAGUGCACCUGCCCGGCGACUCUCACUUUGUCAUCCACGGGGGAGAAUGUAUGCCCGACUGCCCCUCCGGCUUCACACGCAACGAGACUAAUCGAAUGUUUUGCAGCGCCUGCAACGGACUGUGCGACAAGGUCUGCAUACCCCACAUCAUCGACUCUGUGGAUGCUGCCCAGUCGCUGAAGGACUGCACCGUCAUCGAGGGCAAUCUGGACAUCAACAUUCGCCGUGGAAAUAACAUAGCGUCUGAGCUGGAGAGCUUCAUGGGAUUGAUCCAGACAGUGACGGGCUUUGUGAAGAUUCGACACUCCCACGCGCUUGGCUCGCUGUCCUUUCUCAAGAGCCUGCGUUUCAUCAAUGGGCAGGAGCUCAUCGACAACAUGUAUUCCUUCUCCACCAUCGACAACCAGCACUUGCAGUACCUGUGGGACUGGACUCAGCACAACCUGACUAUUCGAGCCGGACGCCUCUUCUUCCGCCUGAACCCCAAACUCUGCAUGUCUGAGAUCCACACCAUGUGGGAGAAGACGGGGAUCACCGUGAAGCCAGAGGAGGGGGAUUUCCGCAACAACGGCGAAAGAGCCAGCUGUGAAAGUCACACCCUCACGUUCAAGUCUAACGAAUCAACGAGUCACAUGAUCAAGCUGAUGUGGGAGCGCUACCAGCCGUCAGACCCCGGAGACCUCAUCAGCUUCAUCGUCUACUACAAGGAGUCGCCGUUCCAGAACAUCACCGAGUUCGACGGACAGGACGGCUGCGGCUCAAACAGCUGGCACAUGGUGGACGUGGAUCUUCCUCAGGAUGAAAACAGCGAACCCAACGUCAGUCUUCAGCACCUGAAGCCCUGGACCCAGUACGCCAUCUUCGUGAAGGCCAUCACCCUGCAGGUGGUGGGCAAACACAUCACUGGGGCAAAGAGUGACAUCAUCUACGUCCGCACACGCCCAGCGCCUCCUUCUGUGCCUAAAGACGCCCGCGCGUUCGCCAACUCCUCAACCAAGCUGGUGGUGAAGUGGUCGCCCCCCAUGUUUCCCAACGGCAACCUGACCUACUACCUGGUCCGCUGGCAGCAGCAGUCUGAGGACAGGGAGCUAUACCAACACAACUACUGCUCCAAAGAGCUGAAGAUCCCGAUCCGGAUCUCAGCGACAGGGCUCACAGACAUGGACGACAACACCAAGCCCACCAAGUCCGACUUGGCGGGGGGAGAGAAGGGCCCGUGCUGCGCUUGCCAGAAAACGCCCGAGGAGAAGGACCGGGAGAAGGACGACCGCGUCUUUCUGAAGAUUUUCGAGAACUUCCUCCACAAUGCCAUCUUUCUGCCGAGACCUCCAGACCGUCGACGCAGAGAUGUGUUCGGCGUGGCCAACGACACGCUGUUCCACGACAGCGCCGGGAAGGGGAACACCAGCCUCGGGCCGGGCAACAGUACGGAUGGCGUUCCUCCUAUUAGAGAGUAUCCGUUCUCAGAGGACAAGAGCGCAGCAGAAUAUUUAGACAUCCCCAACCUGCAGCCCUUCACAGUCUACCGCCUCGACAUCCACGCCUGCAAUGAGGAGGUGGGCCGCUGCAGCGCCGGAGCAUUCGUCUUCUCCAGGACCAAACCUGCAGUCAAAGCAGACGACAUCCCUGGAAAGGUGAUCUAUGAGCGGAGUGACAAGGUCGAGGGUUGUGUGCUGCUGCACUGGCUGGAGCCCAUCAUGCCCAACGGACUCAUCCUGAUGUAUGAGAUCAAGUUCCGUCUGGGGACUGAGCCUGAGAAACACGAGUGUGUGUCGCGGCACCACUACCGGGAGCACAGCGGAGCUCGUCUGACCAACCUCGGUUCAGGAAACUACUCUGCCCGUGUGCGCGCCACUUCUCUCGCAGGGAACGGCUCCUGGACGGAGAGCGUGUUCUUCUACGUGCCUCCACCCAAACGAGACGACGGUGUUGCCUUUUACUUGGUCAUCAUAAUCCCCAUCAUAGCGACGCUCGUCAUUGCCAGCCUCACCACAAUUCUCUUCUUUGUGAACAAAAAGAGGAACAGCGACAGACUGGGAAAUGGAGUCCUUUAUGCAUCUGUCAAUCCAGAAUACUUCAGUGCUGCUGAGAUGUACGUCCCGGACGAGUGGGAGGUAGCGAGGGAGAAGAUCACCAUGCACAAGGAGCUGGGCCAGGGCUCCUUCGGCAUGGUGUAUGAAGGUUUAGCCAAGGGUGUGGUCAAGGACGAGCCAGAGACGCGAGUGGCCAUCAAGACGGUCAACGAGACGGCGAGCAUGAGGGAGCGCAUCGAGUUUCUGAACGAGGCCUCCGUCAUGAAGGAGUUCAACUGUCACCAUGUGGUGCGGCUGCUGGGCGUGGUCUCACAGGGGCAGCCAACCUUAGUGAUUAUGGAGCUGAUGACACGAGGAGAUCUCAAGAGCCACCUGCGCUCGCUGCGCAAAGAAAACUCCACCACUCAGGUCCUACCCCCGCUCAAGAAAAUGACCCAGAUGGCGGGGGAAAUCGCUGACGGCAUGUCAUACCUAAACGCCAACAAAUUUGUCCACAGAGACCUGGCUGCCAGGAACUGCAUGGUAGCCGAGGACUUCACCGUGAAGAUCGGAGAUUUUGGCAUGACGAGAGAUAUUUACGAGACGGAUUACUACAGAAAAGGAGGGAAGGGCUUGCUGCCUGUCCGCUGGAUGUCUCCAGAGUCACUUAAGGAUGGCGUGUUCACUACGAUGUCUGAUGUCUGGUCGUUUGGCGUGGUGCUGUGGGAGAUCGCCACCUUAGCGGAGCAGCCCUACCAGGGCUUGACCAAUGAGCAAGUGCUGCGCUUCGUCAUGGAGGGAGGACUCCUGGACAAGCCUGACAACUGCCCUGACAUGCUGUUUGAGCUGAUGAGGAUGUGCUGGCAGUAUAACCCCAAGAUGCGUCCGUCCUUCCUGGAGAUUAUCAGCAGCAUCAAAGAGGAACUGGAUUCUCCCUUCAGGGAAAUGAGUUUCUUCUACAGUGAGGAGAACAAGCCGCCGGACACCGAGGAGCUGGACAUGGAGGUAGAAAACAUGGAGAACAUUCCACUGGACCCUGCAACCACCAGGCAGCCGUGUGCUGCCGCCGCCCCCUCGUCGGGUUGCACGGGAGGAACACCGCCUCCCUCUGCGCAGCAGUUAUCCCCCAUGCAAGGCCCGAGUACUCCUUUACUGGGACCUGUGUCUCCCUCCUCCCCGGGCCCGGCUGCCUCAGCCUUGGCGUCUCCGGGCCAAGCUUUGGACAAGCACUCAGGACAUGUCUCGGCCAACGGGCCUGUCGUGCUGCUGCGGCCCAACUUUGAUGAGAUGCAACCUUAUGCACACAUGAACGGGGGCAGAAAGAACGAACGGGCAUUACCACUGCCCCAGUCGUCGGCCUGCUGAUAUCAGACCAGUCCCUCAUUGUCCUCUUACACAGGGUAACACAAACCUCUCCUCCAUCUCUUAAGGAGGGAUGGCUGAGGUAAGAAAUGACUUGCUUCUCUACUGUGUGCCAGUAGAUGGUCUCUCCACUCCUCUAAGGUCAAACUCAAAAGUGUAAAAACUGAAGAAUGACAGAAACCUGCUAAAGCAUUUGGAGUUUGGCGGCUCAGACUCGACACUGGGGAUCUCCUUCCUGUGCGGCCUGUGCUUCCGUCAUCGAGUCCUUCAAGAAGGAAAACAAACAGAGGCACGUGUCCUGAUUUACAGACACGAACAUUGAGAAAAUAAUUUUUAACAUAUCUGCCAGCAAAUCGAACAGAAGAGCACUUUUUCCCCUGAUGAUAUCAGAGAGGAUGUUGUGGAUAUCUGAGUGUGUAUUUAUACAAACACGUGAUUCUCUCUAUAAUAUGUUCUAAAAGUGACUUUCCAUCAACAAUGACUUUGUGGUCGUGAGCAGACCGGCUCGUAUCAUGUGAGGAUGCCUCAAUCAGAAAGUUUGGACUAAGAUAAUUGUUUUGUUUUCCUGUUGAUAUUUCUGUGGGUGUGGAUCCCGUCAGGAGUGGGUCACAAUGGAAGAGGAGGGGCCUGUUGUGUAUCUGCCAAACUGUUGCCAAAAUCAAGCUUUGUCUCUCCUAUUUCAAACAGGCCUCCCUUCUAGUUUAAGGCUGUGAUUCAGAGUUGAGAUUUGCAUUUUUGCGGAAAUGUUACCAAAAUUGGUGUGUGUGUGUCUGUGUCUCAGAAUGCAGCAUCUGCACUGGGGCUGGACUAAACCUAGAAAAGCUUGUGGAAAGAAACACAACAGUAAAUAAGUGAAUUGCAGAGAAACCUGUAUGAAAGCAAGACUAUGUUAGUUUCCUUCAGGAUUUCAGAAUGUAAGCACAGGCAUCUUUAAGUAGAAUAAAAACUUGUCAACAGGAUCCAUAGACACAAAAAUCUAUGGAGGGAUAAUUUCCUUUAUUAAACAAAAUGACAAGAUUUUAUUGGUUCCAGCUUUUCCCGAGUUCGAAGAUAUCACCUCCGGCUGUCUGCACUAUUUUUCCAAACCAAAUCCAAAGAAUCGAUUGACUAAUUGAUAAUGCUAAUAAUUCUCUUUGCACCAACAUAUUCUUCUUGUAUCAUUACAUUUAAAAAAACCUGCAUGCUGUUGCAAACGAGGGAUUCACCUAAGUUUUCUACCCAAAUCCAUUUAGAUCAGAGAAAAAACUUGAUCCCGUCAUCACUUUCAUGUUGUGAGCAUCUGAGGGAAGAAACAUGUGACUCCAGUCAGUCCGCUCUGAAUCACAGCCUCUCUCUGUCUUUGUUCUAUCAAAGCAUCAAAAGUCCCGCACUGCAAAAAAACAACCCAACUCCAGAAUGGACGGACACGACUCCGCCUCCGCUCCCAUUUACUCAAAACCUUAUCUGACGUUUUUUAAGUGUGCGUUGCACCUGGAGGGUGAAACUGCUGCUCGGAUGAAACGGCACCAAAUGACACCGCGGCAAACGGAGUCGAAUAAAACGAGAAGGUGUUGGAUCGGUGAAGUAGCCUAGAGACGACUUUUAAACCACAGCAGGUCUCUUUUAGAACAGUCCUUCGUUUCUCUACAUUUCAAAACACAUAUAAAAGGUCUUACAGUUGCAUUUUAGACUGCAGGAUCGUUUUUAUACACAUCAUUGGUUUUUGUCACUUUUAAGAGAAAACUUUUUACAGUUCAAAAUGUUUUGCCUCUAUUGUUGUACAGAACAAAAGCUGCUAUUUUAUUCUUUAUUUCUUCUUUUUGGAUGUUCUAUAUAAAGGAAUCCUUCAGGUUUGGUAUUUUAUGGUCUCCACUACAGUCCAUUUCUUAUAUCUUUAAAAAAUAAUAAAAGUAAAACUACAAAAAUAAAAUGAUUUAGACAUAAACAACAAAGAAAAUAAAAAGUGUUGCUCCUGUUUCCCCCAAAGUUUUUUUUUCUUUUCUGUAACACUACAUUAUGUUCAUUGCCUUUAAUUUUUUUAUGAAAUGUUUCUUCUGUAUUUGUUUUGUGGAUGUCAAUAUUAUUAUUAUUAUUAUUAUUAUUAAUAUUAUUAUUAAUAUUAUUAUUAUUUUGGAAUGGACACCUUAGCUCGAUGUGUGAGCGUGUACUUUCUGCACACUUUUUUGUACUUUGUUGUCUAGCACUGCGCCUAGCGUCGCCCUCUAGGUGCGUCUCAAUCUCAGGUCAAGUAAAGGCUUUGCUUUCUCCACACAUUCUCAUGAUCGUCCUCUACAUGUCUCCCCCUGUACCUCCUCACCCGCCCCGUGGUCAUCUUGUUGUGCCGAGUCCAAUAGCGCCCCCUAUCUUUCCCUUUGGCCCCUCAGUGACCUCUACAACAAACUGUACCUGCCCCCCUUUCCGUGCCUCCUUUUGAAGUCAGGAUGAGUUCCAGUAUACCUUUGUACUAGAGCUGGUAUUUUUAACCCAUCCAUAUUCUUGCCUCUUCUCAAAAACCUAUAGGGCUAAUUUGGGUUGUCUUGUUUGCCUUAAUUACGCCGACCAUCUUUCACCCAUUCACAAAAUCAGUUUUCUUCUCCCUCCCUUUUUUAAAAAUUUGUUAUCAUUAUUACUCAAACAAGCGCAAUACGACGACGCCACUUCUGUCUUCAAAGCGAGAACAGGUCUUAUUUUGUUUGUCUUCAUAAAGAAUCACUGCUCCUGAAAGCCAAAUAAAAGAAUGGGUUAAAGUCCAGGGAAGGGAACACAUUUCAACGGCAUGAAUGGAAAAAAAAAGGUCUUAAAACGGAGGCUGAAAAGGUCAAAAGAGUGUUUUUGAAGGAUUUUCUCCUCAUUGUUGGAAAUGUUGCCUGGUGAGUUUUCUCUCUCUCCCCCUCUUUGUUUUUGAAGUUUUAUUUUUUUCUUCCUGUAGGAGUGUUAUUUAUUUAUUUUUUUCCUCUUCCUUUUUUUUUUGUGAUAUCAGUUUGAAUCACUGUAUAAAUGCCCCAUGAUUCAGUAUAAAGUUUUUUUGUAUGUA
This is a messenger RNA of Hippoglossus stenolepis (Pacific halibut), 8432 nucleotides long. RefSeq names its product insulin-like growth factor 1a receptor (gene igf1ra). Gene Ontology annotation, molecular function: insulin receptor activity; phosphatidylinositol 3-kinase binding; insulin receptor substrate binding. Gene Ontology annotation, cellular component: membrane; insulin receptor complex; axon. Gene Ontology annotation, biological process: positive regulation of MAPK cascade; glucose homeostasis; regulation of JNK cascade. The transcript has 21 exons. Lineage: Eukaryota; Metazoa; Chordata; Actinopteri; Pleuronectiformes; Pleuronectidae. The record is from RefSeq and is a predicted model, not a curated record. Bases 1169 to 5422 code for a protein of 1417 amino acids.